CUGUAACAAAAAUGCCGAUAGAAAAUUUAGAAGAAGAAGGUUUAGAGAAAAACCCAAAUUUUGAGCAUGCCCAGUGGAAAUUCCUUUUGGAAACAGACAAAUACAAAAAUGAUGUGGAAAUCAAGAAGAAACUUUUGGCUGCAGUGGAAGAGAACAACAUGGCUCCAUUUUACGAGCAGUUGUGUAAAGAUUUGAAAUGGAAAUGUGACGAGACUCUUAUGAAGAAAAUGAAGGCAGCAAAUGAAGCAGAACUCAAGAAAAUAGAGGCCUCUAUAGAGGACGCCGAGAAAAAUCUGGGAGAAACUGAAGUCCGAGAAUUCAUGCUGAAGAAAGCAGAAUAUUUAUGUAAAAUUGGAGACAAGGAAGCCUCAUUAACACAGUUUCGGAAGACCCAGGAAAAGACAGUUACCCUUGGAUACCGACUUGACCUAGUGUUUCACCUCAUCAGAAUGGGCCUCUUUUAUAUGGACCAUGACCUCAUAACAAGGAACCUCGAAAAAGCUCAGAGCCUGAUUGAUGAAGGUGGUGACUGGGACCGCAGGAACCGCCUCAAAGUCUACCGCGGAAUCUACUGUAUGUCAAUCCGUGAUUUCAAGCAGGCGGCGACCCUGUUUCUGGACACUGUGGCGACCUUCACCUCCUAUGAACUGAUGGAUUACCAGUCAUUUGUCACGUACACAGUAUUGUGCAGUAUGAUAGCACUUGAGAGGCCAGAUCUAAGGGAAAAGGUUGUGAAGGGGUCUGAAAUUCUGGAAGUCCUACACAGUCUACCAAAGAUCCGAUCUUUCCUGUUCUCUCUCUACGACUGCCAUUACUCGGACUUCUUCAGAUAUUUAGCUCAGGUGGAGGAUAUGCUGAAGUAUGACCGGUUCCUGUCCCCCCACUACCGGUACUACACCCGGGAGAUGAGGAUCAUCACCUACACACAACUCCUGGAUUCCUACAGGAGCCUCACUCUGGAUUACAUGGCCAACGCUUUUGGGGUCACCACAGAGUUUAUUGACCAGGAGCUGGCCAGAUUUAUUGCUGCUGGAAGACUCCAUUGUAAAAUAGAUAAAGUAAAAGGCAUUGUAGAAACUAAUCGACCAGACAGUAAAAACUGGCAGUAUCAGGCCACUAUAAAACAAGGAGACGUUUUAUUAAACAGAGUACAGAAACUGAGUAGAGUGAUCAAUAUAUAAAUCUCUGUCGGCAUUAUGAGGGAUGUCAUAAUACUAUAGAAAGACUGUUUACUGGCGAGUUGAGAUUUCUGGAUGAAUCUGUGUUAAUUCCAUUAUUAACUGUUUCAUACUGCCAUAAUUUGUGUUAUAUUCAAUGUGUUGAAAUGAUGUACAUGUACAUGUAAGAGAUCAAAGUAAAGAAAAUCAACUGAAAAAAA
Molecule: messenger RNA, 1378 nt
Organism: Saccostrea echinata
Lineage: Eukaryota; Metazoa; Mollusca; Bivalvia; Ostreida; Ostreidae
Product: 26S proteasome non-ATPase regulatory subunit 6-like
Exons: 8
Coding region: 12-1181 (389 amino acids)
Biological process (GO): proteasome-mediated ubiquitin-dependent protein catabolic process
Cellular component (GO): proteasome regulatory particle
Source: RefSeq, a predicted model, not a curated record